GUUAGAUUAGAGAGCAGAGAGAGAGAGAGGAAACAAGAGGAAGACGAGCAGUUCAGCGGCUACAUAUCUGUGAGAGGGAGAGAGAGGAUUGAAGAGGACUGACUGAGCUGAGAACAGAGAGCGAAGCGGCGGACUAGGAGGAGCAGAUGCGGUGAAAGAGAUGCGAGGCGAGUCAACUCUAUAGGAUUUAUGACUCAGUCUGAGACUGCAGUGAAAGGUGAAGAUGUCGACACAAGGCUGCUGAAGAAAAGGGCAGCGGUUUCAUCACACUCACAACUAAAACCAGUUUGAUUUUACAGGUUUUCUUUGAGGAAACUGGAAUUUUGACCCCACACACACACACACACACACACUGGACUGUGCUGCCGUCACUCCGCUCUGCAAACUUCAACACGCUGAAGGAAUAUUUCUGAACCUGAUGGUUUAUACUUCGUCAAUUCCUAACCACAAUGACCACGUACUCUUCAGCCUCUUCUGUCACAUCAACUCUUUCGGCAGCCGCUUCGUUUAACUCCUCCCUUUCGAACUCGACUUCAUUCCUCUCCACUCCCAUGGUAUCGUUUUUGUCGGCCACUUCUCCUCCUCCUUGGUCCUCUGCGGUCUCCGGACGUCAUGUGAAUUGUUCCCUGGAUAACACCGCCCUCCAUGUGCCACUAGCCAUCUUCUACUGCUUUUUCUUCAUCUUCGGGUGUGUGGGGAACCUGUUUGCUCUGUGGGUUUUUCUUUUCUUACAUUCGAAGCACAACUCGGUGCGGGUGCUCCUCAUCAACUGUGCUUUUGCUGAUCUGGUCCUCCUGGCGUGUCUGCCCUUCAGGGUGUAUUAUCACGUCCAUGGGAAGUGGACGCUCGGGUCUGUGGCUUGCAAGGUGGUGGGGAAUUUGUUUUACAUGAACAUGUAUAUCAGUAUUUUGCUGCUGGGUCUCAUCAGUCUGGACAGACACUUGAGGCUGAAGGGGAAAGGCAGAGCGCGCCGAGGCUUAAGGCUGAGGCUGUGUGGCCACAGUAAAGCCUGCACCUGGGUGGGAUGUGCAGCUAUUUGGGGCCUGUCGUUCAUGGCCCUGGUGCCCAUGAUCGUCACGGCAGAAGACAAAGAGGACAACGACCAGUGCUUCCAGUACAAGCACCGGAUCGUAGCCCAGGGGAAAGCGUACUUCAACGCAGUGCUGGUGGUGCUGUUCUGGCUCGUCUUCGUCGUGCUCAUCAUGUCCUACGCUAAGAUCGCGUGCCAGCUGCUGAAGGCGUCCCGGGACAAGCCAGACCUUCCCAACGCGCACCGAUACGAGCGAACCGCUAAGAAGUCCUUCUUUGUCCUCUUUCUGUUCACCAUCUGCUUCGGACCCUACCACACCUUUCGCCCCAUCUACAUCUACACCCAGCUCACCGAGACGGUGUCGUGCGAGUUCCGGCACGUGGUGGACCACACCAAUGAGGUGAUGCUGUUAUUCUCCGCGUUCAACAGCUGUUUGGACCCUGUCAUGUACUUCCUGUUAUCUGGAUCUGUGCGCAAAACUGCCGUCAGAGCGCUAGGACACACGUUCGCCCACAGGUUUCCCUUCUUCAACGAAGCGACGUCCAACAGCUCCACGACUGAGUACAGGCGUCCGUCCGUGCCUUUCCCUGACAGCGCCCUGAACACUCCCUCCGUCACCCCCAGGACCAGCGUGUGCAUCAUGAACUCCAACCUGCGCCGCAUUUCUACACCUAACGGCAAAAAGUGAUCACACUUUUUUUUGUCUGACUCAAGUCAGCAUGAACACUGGAACAAAUAUGCGUUUUUUCGUGUGGACUGGUUGGAUAGUUUUCUGUAAAAAUGAUCAAAGUACUACUAUCUUUUUUUUUUUUUACUUUUCUUAUGUACAUUGUGAAACAAUGAAAAUGUUUUUAUAAAUGAUGAUGUCAAAGAAAUAAAUAUGUAUUUUUAUCAUAAAUAUGAGUCAUUUUGUUAAGUUUGUUGUUGCAAAAAUCCAUUUGUAUCAUCUAUAAAACGAUAUUAUUAAGGAGGAAAAAGAUGCAAAUCUAAAUGCAGAACUGAGCACCAUCUUUCACAGUCCUAAAAAUAAUGUGCACUUAUAAAUAAACAGCUCAAGUUUGUGUUAUAUUGUUGAUUUGGGUGAAAAAACUGUCCUGACUGUAUUAACAGGCAGCAAUCAGGGACUCAAAGUGAGAUAAAACUCGGCUGUUGGACGUGUGGAUCAAAGCGCUGGUUUAGGACGAGUCCAUCUGCUCGUGUCAGUCACCGGUGCUAAACGGCUAAUCUUGUUGGAAUCACCGUUUGAUGCUAAUCUGGCCAUAGGUCGCGUGAUGCGGCUACAUGAAUCGUGCCGCUUCGCAAACUGCUUCGAGGGGGUUUUGUCUGAGGAUACGUUUGAUCAAACAGCCACAAGGAAACUACAACUUAAUCAAAAGAGCAAAUGUUGAUGGAAGAGGCAUCUCGCACGUAGUGUAAUGCGUCUGACCUUUAUCUCCCCACAUACAGGGAAAGUAACCUUCUCAAAGUGCAGCGCAGUCACUCGAGAGUAUGUGGUAUCAGCAAAUGUAUUAUCCCCAUUAUGAAAAGGUUUUAACAUUUCUAGUACUGUGCUGCCAGACAAGUGACGCGUUUGACUGCUUCUGUGGUU
Messenger RNA from Mugil cephalus (flathead mullet), 2618 nucleotides. Its product is annotated as probable G-protein coupled receptor 34. The record is from RefSeq and is a predicted model, not a curated record. Gene Ontology annotation, biological process: G protein-coupled receptor signaling pathway. Lineage: Eukaryota; Metazoa; Chordata; Actinopteri; Mugiliformes; Mugilidae. Gene Ontology annotation, cellular component: membrane. The transcript is spliced from 2 exons. Bases 450 to 1718 code for a protein of 422 amino acids. Gene Ontology annotation, molecular function: G protein-coupled purinergic nucleotide receptor activity.